Molecule: messenger RNA, 844 nt
Organism: Helianthus annuus (common sunflower)
Lineage: Eukaryota; Viridiplantae; Streptophyta; Magnoliopsida; Asterales; Asteraceae
Product: ankyrin repeat-containing protein P16F5.05c
Exons: 7
Coding region: 98-553 (151 amino acids)
Molecular function (GO): protein binding
Source: RefSeq, a predicted model, not a curated record
UAAAACUAAAUUUAUGAAAUUAAGCCUAGGGAAAGAAACCCUAAAAUACAAGUAAAAUUGAGCCUAGGCAGGCGCGGUGGGUGAAGAAGAAGGAAGCAUGGUGGCGGAAGGUAACGGAGCAGAGCAGAACCCUACUUGUACGGAUUCAGAAUACGUCGAGGCCUUGCUUGAGGCUGCUAGAUAUAAUGAUAUUGAAGAUGUGAAAAACUUAGCUGCCAUUGGGGUUUCUCUUGAUUCCAAGGAUGCCCAAGGCCGAACAGCACUUCAUAUGGCUUCAGCAAAUGGAAAUGUCGACAUAGUUAACUAUCUAAUCAGCAAUAACGCGGAUGUGAACGCUUGUAAUGUUGAGAAUAACACACCUCUUCAUUGGGCCUGCCUAAAUGGACACGUCGAGGUUGUUAAGAUAUUGAUUAUAGCUGGAGCAGAUGUAUCAAGAUUAAACCGACAUGAACAGACGCCUGUGGAUGAAGCUGCAAUUGGUGGGAAAAUGAAUGUCAUUGAUGCAAUCAACACGGCGGUAGCACAAGUUGAACUCACAAGAGCCAGUGUUUGAGAACAAACGGUGUCACAAUAUCUCGGUUUUCGUGUUGAAAACUGAAGCGGACCGGACUACGACAUUGGCUGGUUGACCGCUUAUCUUACCAGUACGGCCACAAGCAGUUCAAUAAUAGAUGUUCAAAGCGUAUCUACAUUACAACGAGGCGCAAGUUUUGACCAAAUUGUGUUAAUAAACCUGUGAAUAUAAACAUCAAAUAAUCAAGCUAUAUUUCAAGGUCCAAACAACUUGCAUGUUCUUUACCAACACAUUGGUCAUUACUCAUUAAUGUACCAUAUAUAUCAACUA